AUGAGCGUGAUCAGAAAGCAGUUGUUGCUGAGAAACUUCUCGUCAGUCGCGGCAAUCCUCAACAAGCCAACCACCCACUUUGGCUUCAAGGAUGUUCCGGUGGACCAGAAGGAGAAGUUGGUCGGGAACGUGUUCUCCUCCGUCGCCUCUAAUUACGACGUCAUGAACGACGUAAUGUCUAUGGGGGUGCACCGUUUGUGGAAGGAUCACUUUAUUCGCCGCUUGGACCCCGGUUUGAGACCGGGCGCGGACCCUAAGAAGCCCCUUGAGUUUUUAGACGUGGCGGGUGGGACCGGUGACAUUGCCUUUGGCUUGAUGAACCACGCUGCCGUGAAGCACAACGACCAUUCUGUGCGCAUGACCGUGGCUGAUAUUAACCCGGACAUGUUGGCGGAGGGUCACAAGCGCUACCUUGCAAACUUCCAGCAGCAGAUCGACCCGUCGCGCAUCCAGUUCAUGGAGGCUAACGGGCAGCGCAUGGAAGAUGUGGCCGACAACUCCAAGGACUUGUACACCAUUGCCUUUGGGAUCAGAAACUUUACCGACAUCCAAGCAGGGUUGAACACGGCCUACCGUGUGUUGAAGCCGGGCGGCGUGUUUGCAUGCUUGGAGUUCUCCCAGGUCGACAAUGCGUUCAUCGAUAAGUUCUACCAGAUGUACUCAUUCUCGCUUUUGCCAUUGAUGGGCCAGUUGAUUGCCAAUGACAGAGAAUCGUACCAGUACUUGGUCGAAUCCAUUCGCAAGUUCCCGAAGCAGGAGGAGUUUAAGUCGAUGAUCGAGAAGGCCGGCUUCUACGUGCCUCCAGACAGAGGUUAUGAGAACUUGACCUUUGGCGUCGCCGCCAUCCACAUCGGGGUGAAGUUGUAA
Molecule: messenger RNA, 867 nt
Organism: Babjeviella inositovora NRRL Y-12698
Lineage: Eukaryota; Fungi; Ascomycota; Pichiomycetes; Serinales
Gene: COQ5
Product: 2-hexaprenyl-6-methoxy-1,4-benzoquinone methyltransferase
Exons: 1
Coding region: 1-867 (288 amino acids)
Biological process (GO): ubiquinone biosynthetic process
Molecular function (GO): methyltransferase activity
Source: RefSeq, a predicted model, not a curated record